This is a messenger RNA of Oncorhynchus masou masou (cherry salmon), 4991 nucleotides long. Its product is annotated as E3 ubiquitin/ISG15 ligase TRIM25-like. The coding region runs from base 197 to 2224 and encodes 675 amino acids. NCBI's taxonomy places the organism in Eukaryota, Metazoa, Chordata, Actinopteri, Salmoniformes, Salmonidae. Gene Ontology annotation, molecular function: protein binding; zinc ion binding. The record is from RefSeq and is a predicted model, not a curated record. The transcript has 11 exons.
AAGAAGAAUCCACAGACAGCUACUCAGAACUUGGACAAGUCAGGGGACGUACGCAGAAUACGUUUGUCAGCUGUCAGUGCACUUUACAGCCUGGUUUCCAGACAAAGGUGACGUCAUCAUUUCUGCUGUUGGCAGAAUAGUAGUUUUAAACAGAACACUCACAGACAACACAGCAGCAGACAGUUGUAGUUCCAUCAUGGCGGAGGAUAUGUUUUCCCUCAUGAGUCUCGAGGACGAACUGAGCUGUAGCAUCUGCCUCUGUGCUUUCGACUGUCCGGUGACAAUUCCAUGUGGACACAACUUUUGCCAAGAGUGUCUCCUAGAAACAUGGAAAGACAACUACAGCUGUCCACAAUGCCGGACCCACUUCACCACCAAACCAGAGUUGAAGAAGAACACCGUUCUCAGCACUGUUGUGGAAACGUUCAAAAUGAAGUCGAAUAAAAGCGACCUCCCCAGUGAGGUGGACGACUUAAUCAUGUGGGAUGCGGUCAAGAUGGAGCCCAAAGAGGUGCCUAUCUUGUGCGACACCUGUAUGGAAGCCAAAGCAUUCAAGACCUGCCUCACGUGUAUGGCGUCGUUCUGCCUUGAGCACGUGAGGCCUCAUCAUGAGAACCCAGUGUUUGGCGCGCAUCAGCUGAACGAGCCUCUGGGUGACCUGCGCGACCGUAUCUGCCCCGACCACCACAAGCUGAUGGAGUUCUACUGUGUCCAACAUGGCCGCUGUAUCUGUGGUGUCUGUCUGCAGCAGGUGCAUAAAGGCUGUACCUUCUCCAACCCUGAUGAACAACGGGCACUGCAAGAGUCUGAUUUGAGGGGCAAGUUGAGUCUGCUGGAUGGAAAGAUUGACAAGAACCAGACUGUCAUCUCUCAGAUGAGUGACCAGCAGAGCAAGUUGAAGGACUCUGCAGCCAGCAGGAAGAGAGCUCUGGAGGACGAGUACCGCCAAAUCCGGGAGCUGCUGGACCGUGACGAGCGUGAGGCUCUGAACACCGUGGACCGCGAGCAGGAGAGCGCUCAGACCAAACUCCAGAACCUCAUAAAGAAGUUCAACCAGAACAUUGCGAAGCUUAGUGCGGCAAAAGGUGGCAUCGACAGCCUGCUCAGUCAGACUCAGACCAUGGCUUUCCUACAGGCCUCAGUUGACAUGCCGGCAGCGGUGGCCUUUGACCCCUAUACCCCGAAGGUCAACCUGGACUUUAAGGCCUUGGCAGCCUGGCAUGCCUACUCUGCAGUCCUGAAGGAGCAUCUCACAUGUGUACUGAAACAGCCUGUAGAGGCCAGACUGCAGAUACUCAAACCAGCUGAGAGGUUUACUCCUCCUCUGCUGCCAAACCUCUAUGAAAUGGGAGGCAUGCCACCACCAGGUCACAUGAGAAUGCCUCGAUCCCACAGCCCAGGAGCCCCACUCAGGGCAAACCAGAGGAAGAAGCCUCCACAAGAUUCAAACCGAGAGAGAAAGUCAGACAAGAAACGAGAUCACAAGGAAGGGAAAGAACAUAAGGCUGACAAAAAUCCCCAAAAGCCACCGAAUGCUCCCAGAGAGUUCCCCACUUAUGUUCCACACACACCGAGGGACCACCCCAGAGGACAAUCAGCAGAACCCAGACCCAGGAACAGGGAGGACCCAGGACAACCAAGUGUUCUCCCAAGUAUCACGUCUGCAGCAAAACGAAAUGACCUUCUGCAAUAUGGCACGGUUCUCACCCUUGACCUCAAAACAGCCCACAAGCGCAUCUCCCUCACAGAGAACAUGACCGUGGCCUCUGUGUCAGACGAGCCCACCCCUUACCCCGAUGGCCCCGCCCGUUUCUCCGUCUGCAGCCAGGUGCUCACUUCCAAGGGCUUCUCCCGCGGCCGCCACUACUGGGAGGUCAAGAUGAGCAGCAACAACUUCACCGGCAUUGGCCUGGCCUACAACAGCAUCGACCGGAAGGGUCCGGCUAGCCGGCUGGGGCGUAACGCCCAGUCCUGGUGCGUGGAGUGGUUCAACGUCAAGCUGUCGGCCUGGCACGCCAGCAGUGAGACUGUACUGCAGAACCCGAAUCCGACCCGCGUCGGCGUGCUGCUGGAUUGCGAGGAGGGAACGGCCACUUUCUAUAACGUACAGGACCGGGCAUACCCGUUCCAUACGUUUGUGUUCCAGUUCGCCGAGGCAGUGUACCCGGCGUUCUGGCUCUUCUCCAGCGGCUCGUCUGUUAGCCUGUGCAAGCUGCAGUCUUAAGACGUUAACACACAAACACACAUUCUUGUCCCUCGCAAAUAAUUAGAAUAUACAGCAUCUUGGGUCAAUAAAUUACUUAAUCAUACUGAUAUUGGGAACUUGUAUCUUAAAGGUUAUUAUUUGGUUGUGGUCACUGACUAUAGUAAUAAUGCAGUGUAGGUCAUAUCAUUUUGGACUUUAGUCUCUUGUAACUGCAGCAACCUCUAUACAGGCAGCAUUUGUUAAUCAGUAACUAAUGAAAACUAAGCACUUGCAUACAGGUAAAGGAACAUUACAAAUGAUUAUACAAUAUUAUUGUAUUGUCAAAAGCAUGAUUGACAUCCUUACUACCUUUUUGUUUUACUACUGUUGUGAUGUCAGCAGCAUGCUGUGAAAGGAAUUGAAGUCAAUUUAUUCCUUCAUGGUUCAUCAGACAUAGCGAGUUACAUUGGCUGGAUAGAAGGAAUGAGCUGACAUUGUGAUCAUUUAUGUCUGAUUCGCAAGUGGUUACGUGACAUGCUGUGGGGCGGCAGGGUAGCCUAGUGGUUAGAGCAUUGGACUGGUAACCGGAAGGUUGCGAGUUCAAACCCCCGAGCUGACAAGGUAGAAAUCUAUCGUUCUGCCCCUGAACAGGCAGUUAACCCACUGUUCCCAGGCUGUCAUUGAAAAUAAGAAUUUGUUCUUAACUAACUCGCCUGGUUAAAUAAAGGUAAAAUUAAAUUUAAAAAAAAAUAUGCAAACACGACUUACAAACAGAACUACUAAGUGGUAUUUGAACCAGGCGAAUGAGUUCUUUCUCCAGCUCUGCAGUCCUGGCUAAAUGUCUUGAUCAUCCAGUUUAUUUACAGAUACAUUUAAGUGGUCUGUGGGUAGCUGUUUACAGCCUGUUUUAUCAGAGCUUAUGAUCUCUUGGUGUGGGUCUUGGCAGUACACAGUAAUCACAUGUAAUAUACACAAAACGACGUGAAUAAACAUGUCUAACAUGUAUGUUAUCUGCUGUAUGGGAACAGUACCACAACGUUCAGAAGGCCAUGUACUGGCACACCUAUGCAAGAGUGUGGAUGGCUUUUACUGGUGUCAGGCAUCCCGCAUUAGGGAAUGUCAUAUCCAAUAACACCACUGGAUAUAGAGAAUCAAUGAAUCGAACAGAAAAGCAUCCACAUUAUUCUUGAUACCCCCAAAGGAAAAGUGGGUAUCGUUCACUUUUUUUCUUGAUCUAAUACAUUUCGCUACAGUGUUUCACAUAGAGCCUGUAAGUGAAGGGGGUUUCCGCAUGGUGCAGUGGGAGGAUGUGCUGAAAGCGCUUCCUGACACUGCUACUACAGGCUUGAUAGAACCUAGCCUGGUUGCCAGAUCUGCAUUUGUUUUAGAAUUACAGUGAACAGGGCAGAGGAGUUGGUUGAUCUGGCAACCAGGCUAGAUAGGCCCAGCCUGGCCCAUAAGAACAAGCAGAGGUCAUUUAGACCCUGUGAACUAGGACUUGUUCCAACUCUGUGGGUUUUGUAAAUAGGGAUGAUAUAGGGCUGGGGGUUUUUCCUGUCUAUGUGACCAGACAAAAGAAAAACUCUGGGCCCAAGUUAUAGCUAAUGUAGCUAUAGCCCAUAGCUAGGGCCUUCUCAUGUCCUACAAGGGUACGUAUCUGUAGCACAGUGAUGGUCUGUUGGUGUUAGUUUGGACAUCUGUGGGUGUCACAUUGUCUGUAACGUGGGUGCAUGCUUCUCAUAAUUCAUGCCUCUGAUAUUGUGGAUUGGAACUUUUCCAUUUAUGGACAUACAGCCAUCGCUACGAUCGGAGAGCAAGUUGAGAAUAGCAUGUGAUGGAUUAGUUUUGCUUUGCAAAGCCUGGUGCCAAAUGAAUAGUUGGUGUCAUUGCCUUCUCCCGCUAUAGAAACACUAGUUUUCCUGAUUUAAGGGAUUUCGACUGUUAGUGGAAUGAAGGCAAGCUGAUAUUUAAGGAAAAGAUGAAUUCAUUUGCUGGAUUGAAGCCAUUAUUGCCACUGGCUUUUUAAGAGAUCCCCAAAGGUUUGGACAAAGUCUGAACGACUCGCGUACACAACACCAGAUAGAGCAACGAUCAGAGGGCCAUUGUCAUGGUCCUUGUGUUUCAGCACGUUAUCCUCUCUGUCCAUUCCUUCCGUCUUAUAAGCUCGGUUCUUAAUUAAUGUGCUGAUGGUGUACUUUGUGUUGAUUUUGGUUUACUGACUUUGUUUGAUUGAGUCUUGUUUAACUGAAAAAUCUAUUUGAAAUUGUUGGUUGUGUUUUAAAGGGUAAGGUAUUGAUUCUGUUUGUGUAUAAAGGGUUUAAUCUGGUUAAAGACAAUUUGAAAAUGUCCCCUCGUGAUUUACUAUUAUAAGCCAUUUUGGGCUAAUGUAUUCCUCCAAAAAUGUAUCACAUACAAAUACAUAUAGUUACUAAUGAGUGUGGUGGUGUUGUGGCUUAUUUGUUCUACAUAUCUAGACACGUAUGUACUGCAUUUGGGGAUUAUAUUACUUCAAACUGCUCAGUAGACUUACCGCAAGUGCAUGGGAAGAAAAAACACUAUUGCUUUUCAUAUUAUAUACAUGUAAAACAAUGACAUUCAUAAUAUAUAUGAAAAUAUUUAUUAUUGGUGUUUCCAAAUCCUAAUUUACAUUGCUUAUUACAUUCAGUGAAAUAAUCCGUUUCAACAUCUGUUGUAGCAAAUUCAGUAAAGCCGAUUUUAUUUUCAUCUUUGUCUCUUAAAUGUUCCUCUUUUUUAAUUGCUUUAAAGUGAUUCAUUGUUUGCUUACAAUAAAAGUAAUUUAUCCAUC